CCUAUUUCUGCUCAUCCUAGCACAAUGGCAACACGGAGGAAAUCAAACGGUCCAAGGUCUCGCUCUGGCUGCAUCACUUGCAAGUUACGACACGUCAAAUGUGACGAAGCGAAGCCCUCAUGCUCUCGAUGCCAACGAACGGGACUCAAAUGUGACGGCUACGACAACGCCUCUCAGUCCCAACUCCGUCAGAGGAUGGAAGCUAUCCAGCACCAACCGCGCAGGCCGCCCAUUAGCGCGGACCAUCAGAUCAUUCUGCGGCCGGAAACGCGGGAAGAGCGUCGGUGCGCGGAUUUCUUCCACGCGGAGACGACGCAGGCCUUUUCCGGGUUCUUCGACUCCACUCUGUGGUCUUAUUUGAUUCCCCAGAUUAGCGAAGGGGAACCGAUGAUCCGGCACGCGAUGAUAGCUAUCGGUGCCUUCCAUGCAGGCUUUGAAGAUCGCGCACUCGUUGAUACAUCAUUCGCCUUGCAGCAAUACAACAAGGCGAUUCGGCAUUUAAUAGAUCGCAAGUCCGUGCCUAGUAGCCAGGACUGGGAGCUGGCGUUGGCUGCCUGCUGCCUUUUUAUCGGCUUGGAGAUCCUUCGAGGGAACAAGAAACAGGCAUUAGAUCACAUAGACGCGGGGUUGAAAAUGCUCUGCCAACAUGAACUGAAAGGGGCCGCGGUUGGCCGCACCACGGAAGUGUAUGGGGAGCUACGCCAGCUGCUCUCGAGAUUGAACCUACAGGCUUCGUUCAUGGGCCGCCUCUUGUAUCCCUUAGAGUGUUCAUCCCAGGAUGCAGCGGCUACUGGGCCGACGUUAGCCAAUCUGUCGCAGGCUAGAAGGCACCUCGAUCGAUUAAUGAACAAAGGGCUUAUGUUCAUCCGAUCAACCGACUCUAACAGAAACCCGCAAGAUGUGCAGCUACGGCAAAAACAAGUGAUAGAACAGCGAGAGCUUUGUCUUGAGUUUGAUAACUGGCUGGCGGCGCUGAACAAGCUAGUCCAGAAGAUGGGACCAUGGAUCCAACAAAAGGACCUUCGCGCAUCGCUGGUUCUAAGGAUCUACCACCGUGUCGCACUAAUUUGGAUACGUACAGUCUUAGCACCAGAUGAAGGGAUCUUCGAUCUGUACAUUCCGGACUUCGAUGUACUUACUGGCUAUGCGGAAAGGGCAAUCCAACUCACCACGGCUAUUGAGAAACAGACUAACAAUCAAUCGAGGUUUAGCCUCGAGGGUGAGCUUAUUGCCACCCUUUACUUUUCGGCCGUUAGGUGUCGCAACCCCGGUAUCCGACGGAGGGCCAUUGACCUGCUGUCCCGCUAUGGAAAGAUAGAGGGCAUGUGGAACGCGAAGCGAUAUGCAGCGGUAGCAACAUAUGUAAUGGAGACGGAGGAGGGCGCAUGCUCGGGAAUUGUAAAGACUGAGAAAGAUGUGGGGGUUCGUGCUCGUAUCUACGAGUGUAUCCAACCCUCAGGGAUGGAACAGAACCCCUGCCAGGUAAUACUGCUGUUCAAGCUGGAUGGGGGCGGCCAUGACUUCCAACGGCGCAUAGGAUUUGUCCAUUGGUAGAGCUUAUUUAUGCGCGAUAGUUAUGGAUAUAGUAUACGAGGACCCAGAAUCUACCAGAUAUUUCGACUAUUUUACACUGGCGUUGCAAUUUCUGCCCGGUUUUGGAUAGUGGAUUUUUUUUUUUUUUAAAA
This is a messenger RNA of Aspergillus alliaceus, 1685 nucleotides long. Its product is annotated as Zn(II)2Cys6 transcription factor domain-containing protein. The coding region runs from base 25 to 1554 and encodes 509 amino acids. Lineage: Eukaryota; Fungi; Ascomycota; Eurotiomycetes; Eurotiales; Aspergillaceae. The transcript has 2 exons. The record is from RefSeq and is a predicted model, not a curated record. Gene Ontology annotation, biological process: regulation of DNA-templated transcription. Gene Ontology annotation, molecular function: zinc ion binding; DNA-binding transcription factor activity, RNA polymerase II-specific.